GUCAGAAAUUCACUCUAAGCUAGGGUUUUUGGGCAUAUCUACGUAUAUUUGUUCUUCAUCCAAGAGCGCGAGCGCCUGGCGUGAUGGCGUUUCCCUACUUGGAAUCCGUUGUCGGGUUCAUGAUCUUCAUGUAUUUCGUGGAGAGUUACUUGCAUCUCCGCCAAUACAGGGCUCUCAAGCUCCCCACGCUGCCUCCCACGCUCGAAGGCGUCGUCAGCCAGGAGAAAUUUGAGAAGUCGCGCGCUUACACUAUUGAAAAGAGCCGCUUUCAGUUCAUACACUCGGUCUGGACAAUCGUUGAGGAGUGCUGUAUGCUGCUGCUGAAAAUUUUGCCGUGGAUUUGGAUGAAAUCCGGAGACUUGGCAGUAAGGCUGGGCUUUGAUCCUCAAAACGAGAUCGCACAAACAUUGGCUUUUCUCGUCCUGACAACUAUAUGGUCUCAAAUAACGGAGCUUCCUUUCGCCUUGUAUUCCACCUUUGUGAUUGAAGAGCGUCAUGGAUUUAAUAAACAAACGAUAUGGCUCUUCUUUAAAGACAUUCUAACGGGCCUACUUCUUAUGGUGGUGCUUUCCCCGCCAAUUGUCUCAGCUGUAAUCAUCAUCGUCCAGAAAAGUGGCCCAUAUCUUGCGAUUUAUCUGUGGGGGUUCAUUGUUGUCCUCGGGCUUCUUAUGUUGAUACUGUAUCCACUCGUGAUCCAACCAUUGUUCAAUAAGUUUACACCCCUCCCGGAAGGAUCUUUGCGAAAGCAAAUUGAGGAUCUGGCUGCCUCUCUGAAAUUUCCUUUGAAGAAGCUGUUUGUGGUAGAUGGCUCUACCCGAAGCAGUCAUAGCAACGCAUACAUGUACGGUUUUUUCAAAAGCAAGCGCAUUGUGCUAUACGAUACACUAGUUCAGCAGUGCACAAACGAGGACGAGGUAGUGGCCGUGAUAGCGCACGAACUGGGGCACUGGAAGCUUAAUCACACGACAUAUUCGUUCAUAGCGGGACAGUUUCUUACUCUACUCCAGUGCGUCGGAUACACGUUCGUCCGCAACUCCAAGGAUUUGUUCCACAGCUUUGGCUUUACCACUCAGCCGGUACUUAUCGGCUUGCAGCUGUUCCAGCACACGUUGACGCCACUGCUUCACGUUGCUGGCUUUGUGAUGAACCUUGUGAGUCGCGCGUUUGAGUUCCAGGCUGAUAAUUUUGCGGGUGAGCUGGGCUACGCACUCCCGCUCCGUGGCGGGCUUAUCAAGCUCCAGGAGGAGAACCUGUCCGCCAUGAACACCGAUCCCUGGUACUCCACUUACCACUACUCCCAUCCUCCGCUGGUGGAACGGCUGGCGGCGCUGGACAAAUUCCAGAAGAAGACCGAGUGAGCGAAAAGAAGCGAGAUCCUUGUAUGUAAAUUUCCUCUCGAUUUUGGUUUCAAACCACCCCAAACCGGACCACAUUAUCAAACUUAAAGCUUGUGCGAAAUUGUGAGCUUAGAUUAGACUAAGGUCAUUAUUCUACAGGCAAGAAAAUACUAUAUCAUCGCCCUCGA
Messenger RNA from Selaginella moellendorffii, 1525 nucleotides. RefSeq names its product CAAX prenyl protease 1 homolog. Bases 84 to 1358 code for a protein of 424 amino acids. The record is from RefSeq and is a predicted model, not a curated record. The transcript is spliced from 13 exons. Gene Ontology annotation, biological process: CAAX-box protein processing. Gene Ontology annotation, molecular function: metalloendopeptidase activity. Gene Ontology annotation, cellular component: endoplasmic reticulum membrane. NCBI's taxonomy places the organism in Eukaryota, Viridiplantae, Streptophyta, Lycopodiopsida, Selaginellales, Selaginellaceae.